UAGGCAGGCGCAGACAAAAUUCAGAGAAUCAAAAAAAUUAAAAUAAAUAAAUUCAAAAAUAAAAAUAAAAAUAAAAAUUGAAAUUGAAAUAAAUAAAUAAAAAAAUUGGUAUUGUUUUUGGAGGGAGAGAUAGCUGAGCUGAGAGAGAAGAAGACUGUUUCUUCUUCUUCCCAAAACCCUUCUCUUUCUCUCUCUUCUCUCUCUCUCUACCCAUGUUCGGAGCUACCACCUCUUCCUCCUCCAGGUCCCAAAGGCCUUCCUCCACCACCACUACUGCUACCUCAACCUUUCGCUCCUCCCGCAAAUCACCGGCGCCGACCUCAAAACCCGCCGGACGUCCGACUACUCCUUCUACCUCGUCUAAGCAGCCUUCUCCUCCUAUUCCGUCUCGGCUUUCUGUUUCACCCACGGCCUCGGCUUCUGCUCAUACUCCUACUGCUCCGAUCCACGCCAUUGACCGACCUGAUGUUAGUAAGGCUAAGGAGAAUGUUACCGUUACUGUUCGGUUUCGACCUCUUAGUGCUCGGGAGAUUAAUAAAGGAGAUGAGAUUGCUUGGUAUGCAGAUGGGGAUAAUACAGUGAGGAAUGAGUAUAAUCCUUCUAUUGCUUAUGGAUUUGAUAAGGUGUUUGGUCCAGCUACAACAACUCGCCAUGUUUAUGAUGUUGCUGCUCAGCAAGUUGUUUGUGGUGCCAUGGAAGGGGUUAAUGGUACUGUAUUUGCAUAUGGUGUUACCAGUAGUGGGAAGACUCACACUAUGCAUGGAGAACAAAAGUCACCUGGUGUCAUUCCAUUAGCAGUGAAGGAUGUUUUUGGAAUCAUACAAGAGACUCCUGGGCGAGAGUUUCUUCUUCGUGUUUCAUAUUUGGAAAUUUACAAUGAGGUCAUUAACGAUUUGCUUGAUCCUACUGGACAAAAUCUCCGAAUUCGAGAAGAUGCUCAGGGUACUUAUGUUGAAGGAAUAAAAGAAGAGGUUGUUCUUUCACCAGCUCAUGCCCUAUCACUUAUAGCAACUGGAGAAGAGCACAGGCAUGUGGGUUCUAAUAACUUCAAUCUGCUAAGUAGUCGGAGCCACACUAUAUUCACCUUGACUGUUGAAAGCAGUCCACGUGGGGAAAAUCACAAUGAAGAAGAUGUGACGUUGUCCCAAUUGCACUUAAUUGAUCUUGCAGGUUCUGAAAGUUCUAAAACUGAAACAACUGGAUUGCGUAGAAAGGAAGGUUCAUACAUCAACAAAAGUUUACUGACACUUGGAACUGUGAUCUCCAAACUAACUGAUGGUAAAGCAACCCAUAUUCCAUAUCGAGAUUCAAAGCUCACCCGUCUACUGCAGUCUUCCCUUAGUGGUCAUGGACGGAUUUCUCUUAUUUGCACUGUGACUCCCGCCUCUAGCAAUACUGAGGAGACACACAACACAUUGAAGUUUGCACAUCGUAGCAAACAUGUAGAAAUAAAGGCUUCUCAAAAUAAGAUUAUUGAUGAGAAGUCUCUCAUUAAAAAGUAUCAAAGAGAAAUUUCCAGCUUAAAGGAGGAGCUUCAGCAAUUAAGACGUGGCAUGAUGGAGAAUCCAAAUAAUGCGGGAUCUACUCAAGAAGAUCUGGUUACUUUGAAGCUUCAGCUGGAAGCUGGUCAGUCUAAACUAAAGUCAAGACUGGAAGAAGAGGAAGAAGCCAAGGCAGCUCUAAUGGGAAGAAUUCAGCGACUGACUAAACUGAUAUUAGUUUCAACAAAGAAUGUAAUCCCAGCAAGUAUAUCUGAGCGGCCUGGCCAUAGACGGAGACAUUCAUUUGGGGAAGAUGAGCUGGCAUAUUUACCAGAUAAAAAGCGAGACUACGCAGUAGAUGAUGAUGCUGGAAGCUAUGGGUCUGAGAUUCCUUUGGAAGUGAGAGAUGAAGUGACUAGUUUAGAUGAGUUGGUCAAAGAUUACAGAAGGAACAAAAAGCGUGGGAUGCUUAGCUGGUUUAAACUUAAAAAACCCGAAAAUACGAUUGGAUUAUCAUCAACAGCUGAUAGUGAGAGCUCAGCUAGUGGGUCACCUGCAUCUUGCUCUAAAUCUUCCCAGAGAGUAAUGUUUAGUGAUAUGAAAGAUGGAAAAAGAAAAUCAGUCAGUAACAAGGGAGAUGAUCCUACCGUUGUUGACUCGUUGCCAGGAAAGACACAGGCAGGUGACUUGUUUAGUGCAGCAAGCGGCGGUCGUUGUCUUCCUCCGAGUGGUACUACUAUUACGGAUCAAAUGGACCUUUUACGUGAACAAGUGAAAAUGUUAGCUGGAGAGGUGGCUUUGUCUACAAGUUCUCUGAAAAGACUGUCAGAUCAAGCAGCUAACAAUCCUGAUGAUUCACAAAUUAGGGAAAAAAUGCAGAAGUUAAAGGAUGAAAUCAGUGAAAAGAAGUUUCAAAUACGAAUUUUGGAGCAGAGAAUGAUUGGAUCAUUUGAGAUGAUUCCACACACAGACAGCAUUGAGUUGUCACAGACUCUGUCCAAGCUUACUACACAGCUAAACGAAAAGACAUUUGAGCUGGAGAUCAAAUCUGCUGAUAAUAGGAUACUUCAGGAGCAACUACAAUUGAAGCUAUCAGAGAAUGUGGAGAUGCAAGAGACUAUUCUUCUGCUUAGGCAGCAACUCAAUUCGUUAUCAGAUAAAAGUACAAGUGGUUUAAGAAUCAUUGCUGGCAAUGGUCUUACCUCAGCUAAUGAAACAGAGCUCGGAGAAAAUAGAAUUGCUUCAUGCGGAGAAGCUUAUGCCGAUGAAAAUACACCAACUAGUGUCAUGAGCUUGAACAGAGUUUUAUCCCUCGAGGACAAAGACUGCAACAACAGUACAUUUUAUAAUUCCCAAGUUUAUGUUCAGGCUGCAGAGAUUGAGGACCUAAAGCAAGAUCGUGUGCGAUUAACUGAAGAAAAGGAUGAGCUUGAAGUUCAGAAUAAGAAAUUAGUAGAGGAAGCGGCAUAUGCAAAAGAGUUGGCUGCAGCUGCAGCAGUUGAACUCAGAAACUUGGCCGAGGAAGUAACCAAGCUUUCAUAUGAAAAUGCAAAGGUGACUGGCGAGCUUACUGCUGCACAAGAGCUUCGAUGCCGAUCAGCUUGUUGCCAGAAUCCAGCAUCAAAUAAUCUCAAGCAAAAUAGUUUGAAUAGAGGUCGAACUGAUUCCUACGCUAGAAGACCAGACGAUGAUGUUAUUUUCGAGGAGUUGGAGAAAGAACUUGAUGCAAGAUGCCAAAUGGAAGCUGCACUUAAAACAGCCCUAUCUGAAAGAGAUAAAGUAGAAGAUGAUCUAAGGAGGAGGCUUGAUGACGCGAAACGUCACGAGGAAGAUUUAGAAACUGAGCUUGCAAAUAUGUGGGUUCUUGUUGCAAAGUUGAGAAAACCUAACAAUAAUGAUGAAGAGUCAUCUGAAGUGAUUCAUUCAGCUGAUACAUCACAAGCAAGAGUUAGAAAUGGAUUUGUACCAUCUAAUGGCCAUUCUGAUAUGUACGAUGAAGUCGGCAAAAAGUCUGCAGGUUUAGAAGAUUUGAGAGCCAAGUAUCAGAAAGAAAGGAGAAAAUGCAAGCAGCUAGAAAGCCAUAUUUCCAGAUUGAAGGGUGAAGAUAUUGCUGGUCUGGACGUGACAACUCUUGAAGAACUACAGAACUUCCAUGUGGAGGCUAUAACAAAGAUUUGCCACGCAAAGUGCCUAAAUAGUGUAUUGUAGCAUGCUGAGGUUGACCACCGUACAAAAAUUACUCCACUGACAGUUCUAACAUUGCAAGGUUUUGUUAACCACUUCUUCAUCAUUUUGUACAGUCGAGGAAAUGUGACUAGAAAUUAGAAAGAAACAAUUUGUUUCUAAAAAUGACCAAGGAAACUGUAAUUUUUGCAAGAAAAAGGAAAAUCCCAUUUGAGCAUUGACAGAUUAGAAUGCUUUGUUGUACAUGAAACUUCCUUGUAACAAAAAAAUUAUGAUCAUUUCAUUGUGUAUUCGUAUAUAUAUAUAAUUAUCAAACUCAUAAUAUGUAAUGUAGGUUAUAUUACUUCAUAUCACAACCUUAAUAUAACCUAUCAAAAAGUAUUGACUCUAUUGAUCUAUUGACAUGUAUUUUGAUGAACUCAUUUAGACUUUA
Messenger RNA from Cannabis sativa, 4098 nucleotides. Its product is annotated as kinesin-like protein KIN-7C, mitochondrial. The coding region runs from base 213 to 3689 and encodes 1158 amino acids. The record is from RefSeq and is a predicted model, not a curated record. Gene Ontology annotation, biological process: microtubule-based movement. Lineage: Eukaryota; Viridiplantae; Streptophyta; Magnoliopsida; Rosales; Cannabaceae. The transcript has 26 exons. Gene Ontology annotation, molecular function: ATP binding; microtubule binding; microtubule motor activity.